UUUGGGGAGUUGCAAGUGGUAAAACACGGAGACCCAAAGAGUCACUCUUUGCAUCGCUCUAAAAGAAGCUCUUCUGAACGACGAAGCAGCGACGGAGUCAGGCCGACAACUUUGGCUGCGGAUCAAGAGUGGUGUCCAGCCUGGAACUUUUUUCCUUCUGGAGGUUGAUUUCUCUUUUAAGGAGCUGCAGGAGGAGCCAAGAUCUGGGGAAAGAAAGCAGAGUAGACUUUGUCCUCGGCCCUUCCAUAAUAGCCUGUGAGCCUGUGUGGCUGUUUGCAAGAAGCCUGGAAAACAUUAGCCAAAUCGACAGCUCUGGAAAGAAUGUGGACCAGUUUGAGAACAAGCAUCGAACCCACCUACCGAAGGAACAGAGGCUGUGGGCCCCGGAUCCGAUUCUGGGUGCUGGCAGUGGGAAUAGCUGUCAUCUUGUUUCUUCUGGGAUUUUUAAUCGGUUGGCUGGCGAAUAAACAUGCCCAUCAGUUGCCAAGGACAGAUGUCCACGAGAAGAUGAUGGAGGCCUUCAUGAAGGAAAUGAAAGCAGAAAGCAUCAAGCAAUUUCUUUACAAUUUCACCCAGCAGCCUCACUUGGCAGGCACACAGGAGAAUCUGCACCUAGCUGAACAGAUACAAGCGAAUUGGAAGGCAUUUGGCCUAGACUCGGUGCAACUGGUACCUUAUGAUGUUCUGCUUUCCUACCCCAAUGAGACGAGUCCUAAUUAUAUCUCACUCAUCGAUGAGCGUGGCCAAGAGAUUUUCAACACAUCUCUAUCUGAGCCCGUUCCUGCAGGAUAUGAGACUGUUGAAGACAUUGUUCCACCCUAUAGUGCUUUCUCAGCCCAGGGUGAGCCAGAGGGAGAUUUGGUGUAUGUGAACUAUGGCAGGAUAGAGGAUUUCCACAGAUUAGAGCGAGAGAUGGGAAUUAAUUGUUCCGGGAAAAUUGUCAUUGUAAGAUAUGGGAAGAUCUUCAGAGGAAAUAAGGUUAAGAAUGCUUACCUGGCUGGAGCCAAAGGCAUCAUUUUAUACUCGGACCCUGCUGAUUCUUGUGCUCCUGGAGUUCAGUCUUACCCAGAUGGCUGGAAUCUGCCAGGAGGUGGAGCCCAACGUGGCAACAUCCUCCUUCUGGAUGGUGCUGGGGAUCCUCUCACUCCAGGAUAUCCAGCUAAAGAAUAUGCCUAUCGCUUGAAGGAAGCUCAAAGUGCAGCAAACUUAAAUAUUCCUGUCCACCCCAUUGGUUAUCAUGACGCUGAGAAGCUGCUAAAAGAAAUAGGAGGGGCUCCUGCACCCGAUGACAGCUGGAAGGGGCAGCUUUCCGUGCCCUAUAACGUGGGACCUGGCUUUACAGGAACUUCUUCAAAAAGAAAAGUGAGAAUGCACAUCUACAGCUUCAAGCAAGUGAGACGGAUUUACAAUGUGAUUGGAAUUCUCCGAGGAGCAACAGAGCCAGAUAGAUACGUCAUUCUGGGUGGCCACCGUGAUUCAUGGGUGUUUGGCGGGAUUGAUCCGCAGAGUGGGGCUGCCGUUGUUCAUGAGAUCGUCCGAAGUUUUGGGAAGCUGAAACAGGAAGGUUGGCGACCCAGGAGGACGGUAAUUUUUGCUAGUUGGGAUGCUGAGGAGUUUGGCUUAAUGGGAUCAACAGAAUGGGCAGAGGAAAACGUCAAAAUACUACAAGAGAGGGCUGUGGCCUACAUCAAUGCUGAUUCCUCUAUAGAAGGUAACUACACUCUUCGAGUCGACUGUACCCCGUCGAUGCAUAGCCUGGUAUACAAUCUAACUAAAGAGAUACCAAGCCCUGACGAAGGAUUUGAAGGCAGAUCUCUUUUUGAAAGCUGGUAUGAGAAAAACCCAUCAAGGGAACAGAAAGGCUUCCCAAGGAUAAACAAGCUGGGUUCUGGCAAUGAUUUUGAAGUCUUUUUCCAAAGGUUGGGAAUUGCUUCUGGUAGAGCCCGUUACACUAAAAACUUUAAAGUGGACAAGUUCAGCAGCUAUCCUGUUUAUCACAGUGUCUAUGAGACGUACGAGAUUGUGGAAAAGUUUUAUGACCCAACUUUCAAGAAUCACCUGGCUGUAGCCCAAGUGCGAGGCGGGCUGGUGUUUGAGCUGGCUGCUGCAGCCCUCCUCCCGUUCGACUGCAGAGAUUAUGCCAAGGCGCUUAAUAGCUAUGUUGAUGUCAUUUACAACACAACCAUGAAACAUCAGGCGGCAAUGGAAGCACACAACGUAUCAUUAGUUUUGCUUCGGGAUUCCGUAAAGGCAUUUUCAGACGUUGCUAGUGACUUUCACCGCAGACUUGAAUUAGUGGACAUCCAUAACCCAAUUGAAGUAAGAUCUUGGAAUGAUCAAUUGAUGUUCUUGGAAAGAGCAUUUAUCGAUCCUCUUGGAUUGCCCGGCAGACCAUUUUAUAGACACAUCGUCUUCGCUCCGAACAGUCACAACAAGUACGCUGGAGUGUCCUUCCCUGGGAUCUAUGAUGCCCUGUUUGACAUUGACCACAAAGAAGACCAAGAGAAAGCCUGGGAAGAAGUCAAGAAGCAGAUCUUCGUUGCGGCUUUCACCGUGACAGCUGCAGCUGGGACUCUCAAAGAAACACCAUGAUUUGCUAAGACACCAUGAUUGAAUAGUUCUCCGGUCAACGCUACUUCAAUUGGAUUAAAUUAGAUUACAUUAACAGAGUUGAAAGGGACCUUAUAGGUCAUGUAGUCCAACCCACUGCCCAAGCAGGAGACUCUACACCAGUCUUCAGGUGCUUUGGAAAAUAGCUUGACCCCUUCUUCUCUGUGGCAGCCCCUCAAAUACUAGAACGCUGUUAUUAAGUCUCCCCUGGUCCUUCUCUUCACUAGACUAGCCAUGCCCAGUUCCUGCAACCAUUCAUCGGAUGUUUUAGCCUCCAGUCCCCUAAUCAUCCUGGUUGCUCUCCUCUGCACUUUUUCUAGUGUGUCAACGUCUUUUUUAUAGUGUGGUGGUGACCAAAACUGGAUGCAGUUUUGUGAGAUCAUGAUUAACUUGAUAUAUGUUGUCUUCUAGUGGAUGAAAAUUUAAGGACAUUAGUAUAUUCUGGCUAAAAGAUCCAUAUAAGUAAAAUACAACCAGGAAACAAAAUACAGAGUUCAAUAACAAACCUAAUAACUCCCCUUUAACACCCAAUUAAAACCCUAUAUUAUUUUA
Pantherophis guttatus is the source of this 3162-nucleotide messenger RNA. RefSeq names its product Putative N-acetylated-alpha-linked acidic dipeptidase. Gene Ontology annotation, cellular component: plasma membrane. The record is from RefSeq and is a predicted model, not a curated record. Gene Ontology annotation, molecular function: carboxypeptidase activity. Lineage: Eukaryota; Metazoa; Chordata; Lepidosauria; Squamata; Colubridae.